Cuscuta campestris is the source of this 1675-nucleotide messenger RNA. The record is from the annotation of a GenBank genome assembly. NCBI's taxonomy places the organism in Eukaryota, Viridiplantae, Streptophyta, Magnoliopsida, Solanales, Convolvulaceae.
AAAGGGACGAUAUAUAAACAGCCCCCCCUGACUCGCCGGAAUUUCCAACUGAAACCCCGCCAAAAUUCAACAAACUUAGCUUACUGAAGCAUCAAUCUCUCCUCCAAUGGCGUCUUCUACCUCUGGUUUUAUCGCCGCCGUUCUGUUCAUCGUGAUCCUGAACCAAUCGGACGCCGUCUCCGCCGUCCAGAGGCGAGAGAUGGACUCGAUGUUGACUGCUCUGAGAAGCAACGGCUACGGUCUCUUCAGCAACGCCAUUGUCACCUCCGACCUCUCCUACGAUCUCGUCGACGGCGGAGAAGCUGCUUUCACCGUCUUCGCCCCGACCGAUUCAUCUCUCUUUGCGCUGGACAUGGUGAACUCGGCGUCCGAUUACACCGCCACUCUCCGCUGCCACGUUGUCCCCCAGCGCCUCUCCGUCCGCGGCCUCAAUAGGCUCCGUCCUGGUUCAUCUCUCCGCACUCUCGCCGCCGAUCAUGAUCUCCGCGUGGAGAGCCGUCGCUCUACACCGUCUGGUGACGUCAUAUCCGUCGACGGCGUGGACGUCGUCGCGCCAGGACUGUUCUAUGCCCGCAACAUCGCGGUUCAUGGCUUGAAAGGGAUUCUCAACUGUAGAUCUCGUCGAGCUCAUGAUGAUGUACUGGUGCGGCAGCCGGCAACGCCUUCGAGGAGUGAACCGCCGGCGGUUACUCAAACGGAAUCUCCUUCGGAAUCCAAUCUCACCAUCGCCAAGUCCAAUUCCCCUGUCUCACAUCGCUUCAAAAAGGCGCCGCAGUCCACGAAUUUUUCUGUUGAUAAUUCAUCAAUGGAUGUCAAUCCGAGUGGAGAAAGCUUCAAUUUGACGCCAUCUCCGUCUAUUGAUCUCUCCAAUUUCAUAGAUCCGCCGAGCGCCGCCGCCCCUAUUGACUAUGAUAUGGCGGCCACUUUUCCUCCGGCGCUACAGAAACACGGCAGUGAUUCAAUCGCCCCUUCAUAUUCGCCGCCAACAAUGAUGUAUUUUCCUCCAGAGGUUCAACAGGCGUUCGGCGCAUGGACGGACACAUCAACCGCUCCAUAUUUCUCUCCGGUUACUGAAUUCGAACCGCCGGUGCCGGAAUUCUCUGAAAACGACGAUCCGACGCUUUUUCCACCAUCUCCAGCUAUCACGCUUCAGGUCAACAGAGGCCGCCGGAAGAAGGCCUUUACGUUUGAGAACGGUGAAGUCCUUCGUUACAUGCCGUUGAUUUCUCCAGAUGACAUCUCAGAGAGCGAGGGGAAUGGGUGGGAAAGUUUCGGACCAUCGGAUGAGAAUACUGCUGAUUGUCCGGCUUCAGAUGAACCGGCGCAGGCCAAAUUCACCGGCGGCGACCUCUACACACGCCAGAAAUGUACCCCCAUAUAACCCACACUUUGCUAAUCUUCUUCUUCUUCUCUUAAUUCUUCCCUGUUUUCUUCAUGUUAGCUUUAAAAAAAUUGCAGAAGCUUAAAUGCAAGAUACCCUUGCACAGUCAUCAGACAUCACAUACACUUUGCAAAAUAUGAUGAUGUGAACGAGUUUUAUGCCUUCAUAGCCUAAUUAUCAGUUUACCACCCUAAAAUUGUCCAUUUAAACUUGAUUGCAAUAUUGGUGUGACAUUUCUUUUAUAAUGUCUUGGUUUAUAAGAAUCUUUUUAGUUAAUUAAGAUUUUGUAUGAAA